CUCAGAUAUAACCACCAGGGCAGGAGGGCGAAGAGAUGAGAAGAGUAGGCUAUCUCAGCUGAUUUAUGCAGGAGAUUUAAAAUAAUAAUGUAAAACAUAUCUGUAGGCUUUUUAGUAACUAUUUGAAUGAUGUUUUAGUCCAAUGCAUGUUGGUUGAACGCUUUGACACCUUGAACGUGAAAGUGAGUGGUUCAGUGAGUGUCUCCGCCUAGAACAUCACAGAGCUGAUGAACGCAGCAACGUUCUUUUUCAGAACCAUGGCGAGCGCAUUGUGACGCUGUCCCUUCUACUCCUACUCAGAGCCAUUGAUACAGUAUUUUCUAAAUGGUUAUACUCCUACUGUUCUCUAAACAAUGGUUUCAUAGUUUACAAUUGUAUAAACUCCCAAAUCAUGCUCAAAAUUCAAUUUAAUUGAUGUCACUGUUGAGUGUUUUUUAAUCAGUUUGAUAAACAUGUUUGUCCCAUUGUGACAUAGCCAACCAUGACUUAUGGAAGAAUUUGACGUAUUAAUGGUCCCUAUAAAACCCUGUAAUUCUAAGAAAGAAUUGUCAGAUGGUUUUGAACUCAGUCAAAAUCACUGCAGUAUGUAGAGCGAUAAUGAGUAGGUCUAUGUUCAGUCGUUUGUUGACAGCGACCCCGCUGAGAUUCCUCCGCGAGAGGCCGCUUCUGAGUGCAGCUGGCCUGUUGUUUGCGUCCGGUUCGGCAGUCUACUUUUAUAGCAAAUAUUACGGUAUCGGUGAGGAUGCACUGGCCACCGUGGAGAGCGUGGACCGUGUUGUCACGGUUGAGGAGGAUAAUGAGCCCACCCUGGACCAGGAGGACCCAGUCCUUGUUCAGUAUGUGGUUGAGGAGGUUGGGCACCGGCCCUGUCUGGCUUUAAUCCCUUGGUCUGGACCUCUGUGGGUUCCCAGCUCUCCAACAUAUUACCUUACCCAUGCUGGGAGGAUGCUGCUGAGAGAGCUGGCAGUGUUAAACACGCAGAUAGCUAGGAGGAUGGUAUGGAAUGAACUGUCCUCUCAAAAUGAACAGGUAGCCAUUCAUAUGCAGUAUGUGGAUGAGGAGGUUGGGCAGCGGACCUGUCUGGCUUUAAUCCCUUGGUCUGGUCCUCUGUGGGUUCCCAGCUCUGUAAGUCCAUCCAUUCUGAUACUCUUUGGUCUUUAGACUGGUUUAUGUAACUUAAACAUAAACAUGAUGCUUUCUGUAGAACAAUAUGAAAAUACAUUUCUGUAAACAUAUUCCCUAUUUUUGUAAUAGUCUGUAACACUGCAGCCAACUUAUUACCUU
Coregonus clupeaformis (lake whitefish) is the source of this 1284-nucleotide messenger RNA. RefSeq lists its product as uncharacterized. The transcript is spliced from 6 exons. NCBI's taxonomy places the organism in Eukaryota, Metazoa, Chordata, Actinopteri, Salmoniformes, Salmonidae. The record is from RefSeq and is a predicted model, not a curated record. Bases 553 to 1161 code for a protein of 202 amino acids.